CAGAAGUUUGCAACGCAGUGAAGGAGACAUUUCCGACCCUAUAAAGUAUAUAUAUUCUUGAUCAGCAUCACUAGGCGAGUCGAUCUAGCCAUGUUCGUCUGGCUCGUUCCGACUUAUAUACUACCUGCAAUAGAAAGACAACUUUUGGGAAAGUUUCAUGCAGAUAGCUUUAAAACUGAGAGACCAGUUUGCGUAGAAACGGACGGACUGACGGACGGACUGACGGACGGACUGACGGACGGACUGACGGACGGACUGUGUAGCUGUGCAGCCUGCUUCUGUUCUGCUUUUGCUUCUGUUGAUAAGUUUUGAGACGUUCAGUUUCGUAGCGCAACUAUAGCGAGCUGGUCGGCGAAGCGGAAGAAUAAAAUAUUAUUAGUUCAAGUUUAAUUCACUUUUGAGCAAAUAGUCAGAGAUAAGAAGAAAUGGCGAGCAAAGUCGCGAUCCUUCUUUUGGCACUGGGACAUCUUGAGGUUGCCCAAAGCCUUGCGAAGCCGGAGCCCGGAGAAUGUCUGGCGCCCACCUACAUGACCCGCUUCAGCGCCAAGCUCUUCCAAGUUAUGAUGAAGUUGGAAGAUCAGGACGGCAACGUUUCCCUCUCACCCUUCGCCGUGCACGCCAUGCUGGCACUGAUCUACAGGGCAUCGGAGGGUGAAACACUCAGCGAAGUGCAGCGGGUUGGCGAGUUCAACCAGCACCCUGUUUUCGUGGCCCUGGACUUCGAGCGACUGAUCAAGUUCAAGGAGCAUCUCCAGAGUGCCAAGUUAAAUUCUUACUCCAGAGUAUUCUACAACCAGAAGCUGGGUAAAGUAAAUUCCCGCUACGACGAGUUCUCCAAAUUCUAUUUUCACAUCGACACAAAGCCUGUGCACAUGGAUGGCGGCGAGGACACGGCAAGAUGGUUACCCUUCUGGAUACAGAGCUCCGGCAUUAGCUCCCAGAUGCAGGCGAUACUCACGAACAAUAUGAUAUUCGAGGGUUUCUGGAAGCACCAGUUCGCUUUGCGCAACACGCGGUUUUCCGAAUUCCACCUCGCCAGCGGUGAAACUAAAAAUGUUGCAAUGAUGCACAACCACGAAGUCUAUGGGCUGGCCGAUCUGCCCGAACUGGACGCCACCGCCUUGGAACUGCCCUUCAAUGACAGUGCCACCAGCAUGCUGAUCCUGCUGCCCAAUCAGCUCGACGGACUGGCCAACCUCGAGCAGCAGUUGGCCCAGCCUGAGUUCGAUCUCAACCGGAUCGCCAACCGCCUGCACCGCCAGUCGGUCGCAGUGAGCCUGCCCAAGUUCAGUACCGAUUCCGAUAUUGACAUGACCGAUGCAUUGAAGAUGCUGGGACUCCGGCAGAUGUUCACGGACAGCUCUAAGGUGACCAAAUUGCUCGAUCGGCCGGUGCGCGUGGACAAGAUCCUACAAAGAUCAUCCAUUUUCGUGACGGAGCAGGGAACAGUAUAUUCGCAUUUUUUAGCUAAUGAGCGGUCCCUGCCUGCCAAUUCCAAGGAGUUCGUCGCUAAUCGGCCAUUUGUCUUUGUUAUCCGAACCCCCAACUCAGUGUUGUUGAUGGGUCAUAUCAAGAGACUUUGGAAUUAUGGACCCUAAAUCUUGCAAAAUGACGACUUCAAAUGAUUACACAUUUUGAUAAUAAAUUUCUUUAAAAUGUACUUGUUCGCUUAGCAACAUCCAAAUA
Drosophila gunungcola (fruit fly) is the source of this 1686-nucleotide messenger RNA. RefSeq names its product ovalbumin-related protein X-like. The record is from RefSeq and is a predicted model, not a curated record. Bases 426 to 1598 code for a protein of 390 amino acids. Gene Ontology annotation, molecular function: serine-type endopeptidase inhibitor activity. The transcript is spliced from 3 exons. NCBI's taxonomy places the organism in Eukaryota, Metazoa, Arthropoda, Insecta, Diptera, Drosophilidae.